UAAGUAUUUUUUUCUCUCAGAACGACACAGACAGAGGUUACGCUUAGUAAACUUCCAAAGUAAGGCCGAAAUCCGGCUGUUUCAAGUACUAAAAGGUUAAAUUACCAACACCGAUGGAUGUUGAUUACGGAGAGAAGAAGAAUAAUAAAACCUGAAAAGUGUUAAUUAAGAUCCCCAAAGGCCUUCCCUUACGUAAUUAAAAGACAAAGGUUUUUCCUGGAUUGAGCUAAUUGACGGUUAAGCAUAUUGGUAUGGGUUGAUGACGACAACUCGAAAACGAGUUAGCUGGUCGUUAGCAGGAAGAGAAAGUUGUUCCAACGCAACAAAAUAAAGCCGGAAUUACGCCUCGGGGUGAGUUUGUUUUCAUCACUGGUAAAACGGGGAAAGACUGUUGAUGAAACAAAAAGAAAAAUAGCAAAUAAACCUUUGAUAAAAUAAGUUCUGAAAUGGAGAUUGGGCCAGCUGGACUGAAGCGUGUCACUGUCCACUUUGAAGACACAGUUCGCCAAGCAGCUUUAUCCCUGAAAGAGCCCCAUGACCUCGAAUCCAGUGACGAAGAAUUAAAACACGGAAAUGAUGAUUACAGCAGCGAAGAUGAGUGGGAUACAGAUUUAGAAACACCGUCCAAAGACGAACAGAGGACUCACAGAACGGCUGAUCUAACAGGGAAAUCAUCGUACUUACGAACUUGUCGCGCGCUCGGAGUUCCACCGGUUUCUGUCGUACUUGACACGAUUCAUACUUCGGAGAUCGCUUUGCCACAUCACGGGUUAGGGCCUAAAGGUGGUAGGGCUCUCGCUAGGGCGCUCGUAAAAAGCACCACUGUUGCGAAGCUCGACUUGCAAGAAAACAGCCUGGGCGAGGAAGGAGUGGAUUACUUUGCCAAGAUGUUCUUCGAGAACUGCUACAUAACAUGGGUAAAUCUCUCUGGAAACUCGAUAGGUUCGAACGGUGCUCGAGCAAUGGGGAGCGUCCUCAAGGAAAACCAAGCCCUACAAUGGCUUGAUCUGUCUUUCAACAACUUUGUUGACAAGGACGCGAGACCACUCGCUGAGGGUUUAAAAAGCAGCACAACCCUUAAAUUCCUCAACUUGAGUAGAAACUCAUUUUGCGAGGCAGGCGGAGAGUUAUUAGGUCUAGCCUUGGAGGAAAACAAUAGCAUCACUGAGCUGAAUCUUAGCUGGAAUCAUUUGCGGUUAAGGGGAGCUAUCGCCAUCUGCAAAGUUAUGGCAAAAAAUAGCGCCAUCAAAAUCCUCGAUCUGUCCUGGAAUGGUUUUGCCGACGACGGAGCGGAAGCAAUGGGAAACGCGCUGAAAAAGAAUGACACGCUUCUUGAACUGGAUCUAAGCCACAACCGCAUAAGUGAAAAAGGUGCGUUUGGAUUAGCUAAGGGUUUGGAAAUAAGCAGAAGACUACGAGUGCUGAAGAUUGGAUUUAAUCCUUUCGGAAACCCUGGAGCAUAUGCUUUCUUAAAAGCAAUCGAAGGAAACCCGAAUUCAGCCUUGGAUGAAAUCCAUCUUGACAACAUUAUUUUAAAAGAGAACUUUGAAAUCCUCCUGGCAGAGUUAAUGAAAAACAAGCCCGCCUUACAAGUCACCUAUGCUGUUUCCAUCCAUGACAGAAAAAGAGGCUCCGAAGCCGGUUACCAUGACGACCAAGGCAAUGACACCGGAGGGCGAAUGAAGCAUGAAUUGCUGACAGCGUUAAAGACGUUCCUGUCGGAGAGAAGACUUCGUGCUCUGGACCUUUUCAACUGCUUGGAUAAGGACAAGACACAGAGUGUGUCUCCAAAUGAGAUGUUUAUCGGUCUGAAGAAACUCAGCGUGCCGCUAAGUGACUUACAGUUGAAGAGACUGAUCCGCGUACUCGACAAAGACGGGGACGGAGAGAUCGAUUAUGGAGAGUUCGCCGCAGUCAACGAAAAACUUGCUCAUGCUCGAUCUCCCAAGGGAUAUAGCCGGUAUGGUUGUCAUGGAAACUACACAAGAAUCCGUGGAAUUGACAGCUCCGUCUCUCGAAAAGAACAUUCGAUCGGUGAUUUAGCAAAGGUAAACAGGAUUUUCGCGUUUGAGGUGUCUGUUGCUGAAAGCUAUUUUAUCAAAGUUCAAGUAACUUUUAAGUUUUCCUAUGUAAAUAAAUUAUGCCUGAGCCGAUGUAAAGCUUCGGAAUUCUUCAUGGAAGAACUUGAAAGUAAAACGGCAAAGUUGAAAGUUUUUCCAGGCUUGACAAUGCAUGCUAGAAAUGCCACAGUGAAGAAGGUUGACAAGACCUUGCGAGCAUUGAGCUCUGUCACUCUGUCAGUCAAUCCGAAUCAUGUAAAACUCAAACCAGGCACUGCUUCACCUGCAAGUGGCACUGAUGAGAGUGACGAUUCAGAUGGAUGGGAAACUGAUUUAGAGUGCGAAGAGCUGAAGCCACAGUAUGAUCCAACAGGGCGAACCCUAUACCAGCGUGCUUGUCAGAAACUUGGUAUUGUUCCUGCCUCCUUCUUUAUGCGGCACAUGACAGAGCCAACAGUUACCAUGUCACACCAUGGACUUGGUCCAUUAGGCAUCCGAGCAAUGGCAUUGGCUCUUUUAUACAAUACAAGAGUCACAAGUCUGAAUAUCAGAGACAAUGGUAUUGGAGAAGAGGGAGGUGAGAUUGUGGCAAAACUGCUAAGAGAAAACUACUUUAUAGUGGAGUUAGACAUGUCUGAAAAUCAGCUUGGUAGAGGGGCAAUUGCAGAGAUGGCAGAAACUCUUAAGGAGAAUAAUACACUAACAAAACUUGGACUUGCAGGAAAUACCCUCGUUGAUAAAGAUGCUGAGGUAAUAUGCCAAUCAUUGCUGGUAAACAACACCCUCAGCCACCUGGAUCUAAGCUGUAAUAAAUUCUCUAACAAAGCUUGUGAGUUCUUUGCAAAAGUUCUUGAUGAGAACAUUACAUUAUCAGAUCUUGAUCUUAGCUGGAAUCACAUACAAGUCAAAGGUGGACUGGCUCUGGCCAAAGGACUGAGAGGAAAUGUGAAGCUCAAAAGCCUGAACUUGGCAUGGAAUGGUUUAGCAGAUGAUGCAGCACGAUCAUUAGCAGGGGCUCUGCUUGAGAAUGGUACCCUACAAUUCUUGGAUUUAAGUAGCAAUAGGAUUUCAGACACAGGUGCUUUCAGCAUUGCUAGAUGUCUGGAGAGCAAUUCUUCACUAGAAGUUCUACGGCUGUCAAAAAAUAACCUUAAAAACAACGGGGCUAGCGCUCUUCUGAACUCCAUUAUAAAAAAUGGAGACAGUAGAAUUCACAAGAUUGAUCUCAUUGGUACACCCCUAAAAGAGGAAUUUCACAUAAUUGCAGAAGAAUCGAGAAAGUUGAGGCAAAUUGAAAUAAUUACAGAUGAGACUCCAGAAUUAAGGCACAAACAAGAAGAACCUGACCCAGGGACACUUUUACGUAACUACAUUGCAAAGGAACAUGUUCAAAUUGUAGACUUGUUUAGAAAGUUGGACCGAGAUGGGAGCAUGCAAGUGAGUGUGAAGGAAUUUGCAGAAGGGCUGCGGAAAUCUCAGGUUGGGUUAACACAGUAUGAGGUGGACAGAAUCAUUGAUGUGCUUGAUGCAGACAAAGAUGGUGAAAUAGACUACAGUGAAUUUGUUUGCAUACAAGGCGAAUGGAAAAAUGAUGAGAAGGGAAAACGAAAAAUUUCAAAACCACCUCAUUAGAACAAAUCUGAUAAUGAAGUUUACUCUCUCAGAUUCUGCUGAAAGUUGAAUUUUAAAGUUUAACUGUUAAACAAUGAGAUCUUAUAAAUCAUACCAAGUAAGGUGGCCAAUAUAUUAAGCCUUUACCUUCCAAGAGUGCAUUUCCUUGUGAUCAGAACUUCAAGAGUUUAGUGUUAUAUUAAGGAAGCUCUUAAAAGCUUGUCUGUUCACAUGACAUGUUUACAAGAUUAUGCUUUGUAAUCAUGAGAAGUUAACUGUCCAUCAAUUAAACCUUUAACUCCCAAGGUCAGAUUGUUAAUUCUCCCUUCUGGCUGCUACACGUUUCCUUGUAGAUUAGUUACAAGAAUUUUGAGUAAGAUCAAGAUAACAACUUCUACCUUAUAACUUUGAGUAUUCUCAUUACCAGCUUGCUGGAUAAUGUAUGGAUAUUAUGGGGAGAAGUAACAUGUUUACCACUUCCAGGGGUUAACGGGUUAACAGAGUAUUCAAGAGCUGUCCCAGAUGCCCAUACUGUUGUUUUUUGCAAAGGCUCAAAUUAUCAUGACCUUACAUCUUAAACCCUUUACACCCUAACAUCAGUAUGUAUACUCUCUAUACUGUUCUUUAUACAUUUCCUAAGGUUCUGACAAGGAGAAUUUGUU
Molecule: messenger RNA, 4333 nt
Organism: Pocillopora damicornis (cauliflower coral)
Lineage: Eukaryota; Metazoa; Cnidaria; Anthozoa; Scleractinia; Pocilloporidae
Molecular function (GO): calcium ion binding; protein binding
Source: RefSeq, a predicted model, not a curated record